Malania oleifera is the source of this 1100-nucleotide messenger RNA. Its product is annotated as vacuolar protein sorting-associated protein 29. The transcript has 4 exons. The record is from RefSeq and is a predicted model, not a curated record. Gene Ontology annotation, cellular component: retromer complex; endosome. NCBI's taxonomy places the organism in Eukaryota, Viridiplantae, Streptophyta, Magnoliopsida, Santalales, Ximeniaceae. Bases 300 to 872 code for a protein of 190 amino acids. Gene Ontology annotation, biological process: retrograde transport, endosome to Golgi; intracellular protein transport.
GACGAUGUUUUAGUAAAUGCAAGAAACCGUGGGGUUUAGGGGCACUGAUGCUUCCGUGCCCUCUCUGCCAGUCUGCUGCUCGUCCCUCUCUCUCUCUCUCUCUCUCGCGGUAAGCAUUACUCCUGUUUGCAGAACUCAAGUCGUAGCCUUCAAUCAAAGACGAUCUGUUGACGAAAAUCUGCGGUUUAUAUCUUGCAAAACCUAAUUCUUUGCCGCUAUCUGACGUUUUUGUCAUCUUUUGUUUAAUAGAUUCUGAUGAUUUGUGGAUAUUGACAAAUCUUACAGAAGGGGUAGAAGGAAUGGUGCUGGUAUUGGCGCUGGGGGAUCUUCACAUCCCUCACAGGGCACCUGAUCUGCCUGCAAAGUUCAAAUCCAUGCUCGUUCCUGGCAAGAUUCAGCACAUCCUUUGCACAGGAAAUCUAUGUAUCAAAGAAGUUCAUGAUUACUUGAAGAGUCUUUGCCCAAGCCUGCAUAUUACACGAGGUGAAUAUGAUGAAGAUGCACGUUAUCCAGAAACCAAGACACUUAGUAUUGGUCAAUUUAAGCUUGGAUUGUGUCAUGGCCAUCAGGUUGUGCCAUGGGGAGACUUGGACUCUCUGGCCAUGCUCCAAAGACAGUUAGAUGUGGACAUCCUUGUGAGUGGUCAUACCCAUCAGUUCAAGGCCUACAAACAUGAGGGCGGUGUCGUCAUAAACCCUGGCUCUGCCACUGGCGCCUACAGCAGCAUUACCUACGAUGUGAACCCCAGCUUUGUCCUCAUGGACAUUGAUGGCCUGCGUGUUGUUGUCUAUGUUUAUGAACUCAUUGAUGGAGAGGUGAAGGUUGAUAAGAUUGAUUUUAAGAAGACAGCCACGACUCAAUCCACGCACUGAUAUUGAGCUCUGCUGUUUUGUUUGUUCAGCACAUUAUUUUGCCUGUUCCAAUUAAAAAUUUUCCAUGUAACAAUUUAUGGGAGUUUCUAGAAGGCUAAACUGUGGAGGUUUUAUUCUAUUAAUAGGCAGAACAGAACAAUUUUUUUUCAACUCUGGGAUUCCUUAUAGAUAAAUGUUGUACAUUUAAAUCUCUUCCCAUGGUAUUCUAUUAGCAUUCUUUGCCAAAAA